Molecule: messenger RNA, 564 nt
Organism: Neltuma alba
Lineage: Eukaryota; Viridiplantae; Streptophyta; Magnoliopsida; Fabales; Fabaceae
Exons: 2
Coding region: 1-564 (187 amino acids)
Source: RefSeq, a predicted model, not a curated record
AUGGGAGCAUGGGUAGCUCAAGCAGAGGCAAGAGCCAGAAUUAGAAGAAUUCAACGUGUGGAGGCUAUAUGCAGAGGAGACAGGCUCAGGGAAACAGUAUGGGAGGAGAUCAGAGUGUCCACCGGUAUUGAUGUGAUUAUUGGCAUGGAUUGGCUAUCAGCAAAUAAUGCCAUUUUAGAUUGCAAAAGGGAAGAUGGGACCCUUCCUUUGUGCACUAUGAUAGUUGAGACUAUUAAUAGUUUUCCGUGGUUGUCUGCUACUCAAGCAACUAAGUGUAUUCAAAAGAGUUGUCAUGCCUACGCUGUUUUCUUUUCUAUUAGUACAGAUAAAGAAACUGGUAUUGAGCAAAUUGAGGUAGUAAAAGAGUUUCCUGAAGUAUUUCCUAGAGAAGUGUCCAGCUUACCCACAGAGAGGGAAAUUGAGUUCUCCAUUGAGUUAGUGCCAGGGACAGCUCCAAUUUAUAAAGCAGCAUACAGAAUGUUACCUUCUAAAUUGGCAGAGUUGAAAAAGCAAAUCAAAGAGUUACUUGAAAAAAGAUUUAUUAGACUAAUUGUCUCACCAUAG